Peromyscus eremicus (cactus mouse) is the source of this 1537-nucleotide messenger RNA. RefSeq names its product deoxyribose-phosphate aldolase (gene Dera). The coding region runs from base 60 to 1016 and encodes 318 amino acids. Gene Ontology annotation, molecular function: deoxyribose-phosphate aldolase activity. The record is from RefSeq and is a predicted model, not a curated record. Gene Ontology annotation, biological process: carbohydrate catabolic process; deoxyribonucleotide catabolic process. The transcript has 9 exons. Lineage: Eukaryota; Metazoa; Chordata; Mammalia; Rodentia; Cricetidae. Gene Ontology annotation, cellular component: cytoplasm.
AGGUAGGCAGAUGCGGAAGGGGGCCUAGCCCAAGUGUUGGUUUUUCGGCAGUUCUCACAAUGGCCGCGCACUGUCGGGGUUCAGAACUCGACCUCAGCUGGAUCUCCAGAGUUCAAGUGAAUCAGGCUGCCGUUCUGCGGCGGGCAGAACAGAUCCAGGCUCGCAGAAGCGUGAAGAAGGAAUGGCAGGCUGUGUGGCUCCUGAAAGCUGUUACGUUUAUAGACCUUACCACACUUUCCGGGGAUGACACGUUUUCUAACGUUCAACGGCUCUGUUACAAAGCCAAAUAUCCAAUCCGGGAGGACCUCUUAAAAGCUUUAGAUCUGCACGACAAAGGCAUCACCACCGCCGCGGUCUGUGUCUAUCCCGCCCGCGUGGGUGACGCUGUCAAGGCACUCAAGGCCGCAGGCUGCAGUAUCCCCGUGGCAUCAGUGGCCACUGGCUUUCCAGCUGGACAGACUCAUUUAAAGACACGAUUGGAAGAGAUCAGACUGGCCGUCGAGGAUGGAGCUACCGAAAUCGACGUGGUCAUUAACAGGACCUUGGUGCUGACCGGCCGCUGGGAAGCCCUCUACGAUGAGAUCAGUCAGUUCCGAAAGGCCUGUGGGGAGGCUCAUCUCAAGACCAUCUUAGCCACAGGAGAACUCGGCUCUCUCACCAACGUCUACAAAGCCAGCCUGGUAGCAAUGAUGGCAGGAUCAGAUUUUAUUAAGACUUCUACUGGAAAAGAAACGGUAAAUGCCACCUUCCCGGUAGCGAUCGUAAUGCUACGGGCCAUUAGAGAUUUCUUCUGGAAAACUGGAAACAAGGUAGGUUUUAAGCCUGCAGGAGGCAUCCGCACGGCAAAGGAGUCCCUUGCAUGGCUCUCUCUUGUAAAGGAGGAGCUGGGGGAUGAGUGGCUGACACCUGACCUCUUCCGGAUAGGGGCCAGUUCUCUGCUUUCAGACAUUGAGAGGCAGAUAUACCAUCAUGUGACUGGACGAUACGCAGCUUAUCACGAUCUUCCAAUGUCUUAGGUCAGAAGCCAGCCCAGAAAAGCAUCUUGCAACAAGUUAAAAAAUAAAGUCUUUUGCAUAAUUGCCAAGGUUAUGUAAUUUAACAGUAGGUAACUGACUUUUCUUCAUUAAAAUCUCCCCUGAAAUUAACUCAAAAAAUGAAAGAACCCAAACAGUUGAAUCUGUGUGUGGAACUCAGAUCAGGUGAGGCUGCAAUGCUCUAAAUUAUUAGGAGGUCUACAUUUAUUAAUUUUAUGAAAGUUUUCUCUAAAAAACUCUGAAUAAAGUGUUCCCAGUAGCCUGUACUGUAGUAAAUUCUGAGGGGAAAAUGAAGUUAAAUUGCCUGAGACAUGAGAUUCCAGGGCAGGGCAGAGGGCUUGGCAUGGAAGGGUGCUUGCUACCAAACCUGACCACAUGCUCAGCUCUCAGUAACUACAUGCUGGAAGGGGAUCCAGCUCCCGGAAGUUGUCUUCUGACGUCCACACAUACGUGCCCCUACCUCUGACACAUAAUAAAUAAAUAAAAUGUAAUAAAAAUCAAAA